Dufourea novaeangliae is the source of this 4207-nucleotide messenger RNA. It is a transcript of the gene fwd, whose product is annotated as phosphatidylinositol 4-kinase beta. NCBI's taxonomy places the organism in Eukaryota, Metazoa, Arthropoda, Insecta, Hymenoptera, Halictidae. The transcript is spliced from 12 exons. Gene Ontology annotation, biological process: phosphatidylinositol phosphate biosynthetic process; phosphatidylinositol-mediated signaling. The coding region runs from base 577 to 3840 and encodes 1087 amino acids. The record is from RefSeq and is a predicted model, not a curated record. Gene Ontology annotation, molecular function: 1-phosphatidylinositol 4-kinase activity. Gene Ontology annotation, cellular component: membrane; cytoplasm.
CUUGGCGAGGUCGCCUUUUACGUUGGCACGGAGAUUCUUUGGUGCGUGUUUUCGGUCGCGUUCUCGGGCCGAGAGAAUCUCGUUUAUUAACGUCUUUGUGUCAGUUGCAUCUCGAUACGAUCAAACGGAAGUGAUGAAGUGUGAUUCCGUGCGCGAACGUGCCAGGGCGUAGCCAGACGUUGUGCAAAAUCGCCUGAAAACGAGGGACGACAAGGCGGUGCGUGACAGUCGGAGUCUGCCAUUGGAAAGGAUAUCUGUUGUCUUUUUCGCACCAGUGGUAUUUUGCGUACUCGCGGGUUCGCUGCAUCAUCGUCAUUGCCACCGUCAACCUUUCUCCCUCUCUCUCUGAUACACAUACACGCACACUCUCUAUCCUACCUCUCUUUCUCUAGCGUCUUAUUCCGUAAUACUGUUCAUCCGUACCACUUUAUACGCGCUGUGCAGACAAAAGUGAGGAACGUCCACGCAUGGUGCAGUUCUGAUCGCAACAAAGUUCUAAAUUCUAAGUACGAGGUGGACGAUCCAACAUGAACAGCAGAUGACUGUUGGCCGAGCUGAUGCUCGUUCGACUUUAAUAUGAGUGAAGUAGUGGCUGUUACACCUAGUGGUGGAUCGACACACCAGGAAAGCGUGGCACACGUCAAACGGCAUAAAUUAGCCAACUGUAAUGUUCCUCUCGUGCACGGACGGACAAAUCCGCCGAUCAACAACCGUAACAGGCUGACCACCCAUCAACGGAAUCACAGUUUGGACUUUAGGUCAAUGGGUAUUCUGUUGCCGCCGGUGCCGCAGACGAGCGCGACGACGCUGACGCACCAUCACCGAAAUCGAAGUCUCGAUUCCGCGCUGCAGCGUAUCCCGGAAGUGGAUGUGACGCCGAGCCCGGAAUGCGAGACAACACCGGCCCCGGUAGCUAAGGCCGCGGUACCGCCGUGCAAGGUGCGCAGCCGGGAACGGGAGGAUCUCGCCAGCCUUGGAUCCGAUGACUCCGGUAUACUUUGUGGUUCCGACAGCGGUUCGUCCAGCGACGCAACGAACGCGGCGACCCGAGAAUCGAGCGUGGACCAUCUUCACAGCCGCGAGAGUCUCGACUCGUCGUUGUCCCAGCCGGGUGACAUGGAUGGGGUCGACGCGGUGGACGGCGAGGUGAACAGCAGUGUCCGAGUGUUGUCGACGGUCUCGGUGUCGAUGCCGGUGUCCCCCGUCGAAAUAGUGUGUUUAAGUGAACCUCCGUCGAAAAAGGGUGAAUAUGGUGAUGGUGGUAGUGAACGUGGCAAACAGCCGUGUGAACGCGAGAACACGAACAUCGGUGGUGGUGAGACGAGCACGCAGGAACUGCGGUCCGGUAGCGCGGUCAAAGAACUCGAGGCACACGAAUACCGACUCGACGAACUGUGCGCCGAAAUGGCCGUGACGGUCGACGCGCGGGACUUCCAAAAUCCGUUGGAUGUCUCGCCGGUGAACGAUAAGAGUGAGUUGGCCGGCGCGGCGAUGACGUUGUGCUGCGGGACGACCGUACAGUCCGAGGCGAACGAGUCGACCGUUAAAAAACCGACCGGCGUCGUGUGUCGAAGGCAAGAGACUGUACAACCGAAACCAUCCGAGGGAUGCUUGCUCCGACUGUUCGAGAGUCAGAUAUUCGACAUGUCGAUGGCGAUUUCUUAUCUGUUCAAUUCCAAGGAGCCUGGCGUUCAGAGCUAUCUUGGGAACAAGAUGUUUAGUUUCCCAAAUACUGAUGUGGACUUCUAUCUGCCACAACUAGUUGUGAUGUACAUACAACUGCAUGAUGUUACAGAAGUCCUAUAUCCAUAUCUUGUCCAUAGGUGUAGACAGUCAGCAGAUUUUUCGGUGAAAUGUGCCUGGCUAUUAGAUGCGUAUAGUUCUGACGCUCAUUUGCCAUCCAAGAAGAAGUCUCAUGGGACCAAACUAAAAAAUCUUAUCCUCUCAGAUGAACUCAGGCCAAAAGGGAAUGAGAGUAAGAAACAUCGUGUAGUUGGACUGCAGACACCAGCCCCACCGUUAUUAACUACAAUGCAAAGCAUUACAUCUCCUAAUAAAAAGACACACCAAAGAUCUCAGUCUGAUGCCACUGGAUUAUUUCAAACACUACGUCGUAGCCAUUCCGGUACAAUUAAUAAAGUAAGUCUUGGGGACCUGAGCUCUGGUCGAGCAUUUGACAAUGGUUGUACCUGUUUUUAUUCCUGCCAAGGUGUGGUAAAUGAUUUACGAGGACAGAAAACCGACUGCUUUUGCAAUGCGCCACGUCUUGCUCCAGAACUCGAAUUUAUACAAGCACUAAUAUCAAUUGGUAAAUUGCUUGGAACUAUUCCAACAAAGGAAAGUAAAACUGUUCAAUUAAUAGCGGAGCUUAGUACUCUCAAUUUGAAUCUCCCUGCAAGGGUGUGGCUUCCUUUGCACAGUUCAGUACCACAUCAUAUCGUAAGAGUGCCACCGCAAUACGCUGCUGUCCUAAAUAGUAAAGAUAAGGCACCAUACAUAAUUUACGUUGAAGUGUUAGAAGUAGAAGAUAUUUAUACAUCACCCGUACCGACAAAAAUAAUAGGACAUUCGUUGAGGCAUACGAAAUCCGAAGAAAAUUUAACCGGAGGCGAACAAUCCACCGUGAUUGAUUCAUCAAACAUAUCCGCUUCAGAAACACAACAGAACAUGCCACCGAUCAGACAAACCCCGGUUAAAAAUAUUUCCCCGUACUCAGUACGAAGUACGGAAGUCGCAUUUACUUUCCCUGAUGAUGAUCCUAUCGAUUGUUGGAGUCAGGAAGACGAUGAAAUUACUCAACAGUAUUUACAACUCCGUAAGCCAAAAGAUAGAGAUACGAUAUCCCAAUUAAGCCAAGAGUCAUCAGAUAGUAAAGAACCAAUAUUUGUACCUGGUGAUAUAAAGCGGCGGUUGAGCGAAAUGGCCGCUGCGCCUAGUGCAACAUUUAAUCAUGAUCCGGAGGAUCCUUCAGCUGCCGUGUUGAAAGAACCAUGGGAAUUAAAGCAGCGUCGCAUAAGGGCUUCCAGUCCAUAUGGUCAUCUAGCGUCUUGGAAACUUCUUGCCGUUAUUGUGAAAUGUGGCGAUGACCUUCGACAGGAGCUGCUUGCCUCGCAAUUGCUUUCGAUGCUGCAAAAAAUUUGGCAAGAUGAACAAGUACCACUUUGGGUGCAGCCGUACAAAAUUUUAUGCUUGUCUAAUGAUAGCGGUUUGAUCGAACCAAUUUUGAAUACUGUAUCACUGCACCAAGUGAAGAAACAGUGCCAAUUAACACUUGUGCAAUACUUCGAACGAGAAUUCGGCCCAUCCACAUCAGAAACAUUUAUCACCGCUCAGAGAAACUUCAUUCAAAGUUGCGCGGCAUACUGUCUCGUCUGUUAUCUUAUUCAAGUUAAAGAUCGUCACAACGGAAAUAUAUUGCUCCAUAGCGAUGGCCAUCUAAUACAUAUAGACUUCGGAUUCAUUCUGUCGACUUCGCCAAGGAACCUGGGAUUUGAAACUAGCCCAUUCAAAUUGACUCCCGAGUUCGUGGAGGUGAUGGGUGGAAGUCAAUCUAAACAGUUCCAAGAAUUCAAAACUUUGAUUCUUCAAGGUUUAAUCGCCGCACGAAAACACAUGGAAAAAAUUGUUAAUCUUGUGGAGAUCAUGUUAUCAGGAUCGCAGCUUCCAUGUUUCCGUAGUGGCGGGGCGGCAACCGUUCAAGGAUUGAAGAACAGAUUCCAUCUUACCCUGACGGAGGAUCAAUUACGCCGGCAUGUGGAGGACUUGGUUGAAGCCAGUAUCCAUUCUUGGUCAACUAAAUUGUACGAUCGGUAUCAAUAUUUCGCAAAUGGCACUCUUUAAUAAUAACAUCAACUUCUGUUUUUUUUUUGUGUGAGAAAGAGAAUGAUUUUUACGAGAGAGCGCGAGAUUGUUGAGUUUGAUUAUACGUGGUACUCCUUCCAUAAAACGUAUAAAACUUUAUAGCAUUCCGUAAGCACAAAUUAUCUCCGAAUCGAAUUAUUUGAUCACGUGCAGAUAAUGAUCGAGACACACAGAGAAAUGCUAUCUAAAAUGUAGAUUUACUCCGACUAGGGUAUAGGCUGAUUUCAAUAGAUUAAUUUUACACGAUCUUAAAUUAUUCCUUAGUUUCUUGAUAAGAACGUGAUAGUUAUCUUUAAUGAAGGAAAAAGAACAUGAAAUUGCCACGUACAUAAUUUGCAAAAAAUUC